AUGGGUGGGGACAGAUCCGUUGGCUCUCCGCGCUCGAUCCCCAAGUCGCACUCGGCCGCGCGCGCUGGGGGGGGAUUCGGGGGGAGCACGCGGGAGCGCCUGCAGUCCCCGUUGGCGGAAGACGCGGAGGAAAUAAUGUCGCCUUCUAGGGGGCGUUCUGUGAGUAGGUGGGUGGAGGAGUCUAUUCAAGAAGGGGGAGCGGGUUUGGGGGCGGGGGGAGCAGGCGCAGGGGGAGGGGAGCGGGUUCCCGCAAACAUGCGGUUUGCGCGACGGUGCAGAUCGGUGCAAGUGUACAGCGCAGGCGAUGACCCGGAUAGUAAGAUUAAACGGUCUGCUUCUAGCGCGUCCGAGGCUAAAAUUGCGCUCGGCGGGGCCGGAGGGGGGCCAGGUGGGGCGAGCAACGGCGGCGGGCGGCCGAUUUCGCCGGAUCGCGAAAGCAUGUCGUCAACGUCGUCGUCCGUGCGACGUUACCAUCCGAAACACGGAGACGACGAUAUCUCGUACGAGGACGGGGAGAGGCGACCCCGGCGCAGUGCGUUGGGGGACGAAGACGACGUGGGCAGGCGCGCGAGGAGCAUGCGCGAGCGGGGGGACGGCGGGUUUGAACACACUCCCCGCACGCCCCCGCCACGCAUGCGCUCGAGAUACGCAAAUGAGGGCGGGCCAAUGCGGUCUCCGCUUAGGCGGAGCCCCGCGGGGGAAAGAGAUCCGCACCGCCCGCCGUCCCGCAAGAGCUCUCACGCCUCUGAUGCGGGGGACCCUGGCUCCGCGCUUUUCCCCGCCCGCCCUCGCGGAGUAGCGGAGCGGGGGGGUGGGAAAUGCCCAUCAGGAAGGCUGCGAAGCGCAGCUGGUAGGCAGAGUGCGGCGGAACACGGGGAAGCGGGGGCGCGCCCGCGGACGCCGACGGGGAUGGAGAUGGCGGGGCGAAUGGGGUUUGCGGGGGAGGGGCUAAGCCGUCCGAAAACGACGGAUGUGCACGGGCGGAGGGCGGGGGUCCCCCGUUCCGCAUCGACCACUGAAGGAACUCUGUUGGCGGGCAUGGUUGCUAAGGAGCGGGGGGAGAAGGGGGUUCCGCGCUCCGCGUCCGAAUUGGCGGAUGAGGAGGAGGAGGCGGGGGGGUAUGGGGGGCACAGGGGCACUCGGUACAGUGGCGCAUCGCGGUCGAGAACGCCGGAAAAGGCUGGGGAUGGGGGACAGGCGGCGCUGCAGCAGGUGCUGGUGAAUAUUCUGAAGCGGCCUUUUGCGGAUGCCAGGGAGUCUUAUAAGGUGGAUAAGAACGAGCUGGGCCGGGGCAGGUUCGGGGUGAUCCGAGCCUGCGUGGAUCGGGUGACGGGGGGGAGGCUCGCGUGCAAGACGAUCAGCAAAGGCAUGCUGCAGGUACGACGAGGGUGCAAUCUGUAA
Closterium sp. Naga37s-1 is the source of this 1401-nucleotide messenger RNA. NCBI's taxonomy places the organism in Eukaryota, Viridiplantae, Streptophyta, Zygnematophyceae, Desmidiales, Closteriaceae. The record is from the annotation of a GenBank genome assembly.